Messenger RNA from Somion occarium, 3452 nucleotides. Lineage: Eukaryota; Fungi; Basidiomycota; Agaricomycetes; Polyporales; Cerrenaceae. The record is from the annotation of a GenBank genome assembly.
AUCAAUACUAUACAGUACUCAGAAUCUUCUGACAACCUUCGACUUCGAAUAUGAUCGCGUAUAUGGAACUGUGUCAAUAAUGGCGUCUAAUCAUCCAACUCGAAACCGAAAUCCACGACGAUCACUUCAUUCCAUCUACCCUACUCUAUCGUGCUCUAUUUCCAUACUUAUCUAGGCGUAUCGGCUACAGUCGAAAGCCUGUUGAUAUGUUUUCCGAAGUGCGAAUGGUCGCCAAGGGCAUAUCAGAAGUUGUAGACGUACGACGGCAGGAUUUCACCCACUGAACUUGGCGCAACGGAGAUAUCGUAUAACUCAGUCCAAAGUCGUCAUGAUAUUUUGUCUGUCUUCGACCCCUUAUUCAGAACAGUUUCACGGUGCCGACCGGUGACGAGCCGCAUUCUACGUUCGUUCAGGACGCGUCGAAGCCCGCUUCGUCGACUGCAGCUCGAAGUUCAAAUGAUCGUCCUGUCAAUCCUUGUCUUCUGUUCGUUCGAGUGUAAUCCUUGUGCCUGCUCUUAUUUCGUCAGCUCUCCCCUCCAUUUCCAGCGGAAAAUCCACGUUGUAGACAUAUCUCGACCUACGCUGAGUUGACGGUUCCGAAAGGAGCGUCUGGAACGGAGGCCAGGGAAUGCUUUGGCGUAUGAUCAAUCACCUUUUGGCCAUAUAAGCAGGCUCUCCAUCGCUAGCCGCACACUCCGAGGAACGACACUGCGCGGAUCCACGUACGUACGCUCAUUCAAUUCGCCUAUCGUUCAGACAUGCUACCGCCAACCGUACGUACGACCUGGUAUCGUCUCUAAUCCUUGUAAUCGGAGGCGGUCCCGCCGGAUCAUACUCGUCUGCUGCCUUGGCAAGAGAGGGCUUCAAUGUCGUUCUUCUCGAGAUGGCUCAUUUUCCCAGAUAUCACGUCGGUGAAUCUCUUAUUCCUUCCGUGAGACACUACCUCCGCUUCAUCGAUGCAGAAAGCAAAGUCGCCAACUUUGGCUUCGUCCGCAAGCCCGGGUCUGCAAUCAAGUUCAACCAAUAUAUGCAAGAAGGCUAUACCGACUUCGUAGCCUUAGGCGCUUCGAACUCAGCCUGGAACGUGACUCGCGCUCAUUUCGACGACAUACUCCUACGCCACGCUCAGGCAUCUGGCGUGGACGUCUUCGAGGGUGUCCGUAUUACUGCCAUCCAGUUUGUUGAUGGCCGGUUCGAAGGUGACGAACCUAACGCAUUGAAGGAGGACUGGGAAAAGUUGGGAAAGCCAGUCAGUGCCACUUACGUGACGGAUGGCGGUGAAAAGGGCGAGAUUCAGUUUGAUUACUUGGUGGAUGCUAGUGGUAGGGCGGGCGUGAUGAGCACAAAGUAUCUGAAGAAUCGCCGUUACAACGAUUCGCUCAAGAAUGUUGCGAUCUGGGGCUACUGGCGUGGCACGGGCAUGUACGGUCGCGGUACCGAACGGGAGAAUGCGCCCUUCUUCGAGGCUUUGAGUGACGAAAGCGGUUGGGCAUGGUUCAUUCCAUUGCACAACGGUCUGACCUCUGUAGGAAUUGUCAUGGAUCAAAAGCAACUCGGCGUCCGCUCACGAGCGUGCUCGAGUUCGUCUAGAACGCCAAUACCCUUCCCAUCCCUUCCCUCAUUUGCAGCCUUCUCAUCUACUUCAAAUACCGAAGAAUCCGAGCAAACCCAACGGAAGACAUCAUCACUUGCAGAGAGAUACCUUACAUUCCUUCACCUCGCACCCGGCGUACUGGAGCUGAUCGGCGAAGAGGGUAAAUUGGUCGAAGUUCGCGAGGACUAUGAACGUACUGGUCCGUCUGCGUCCGGGUCAUCUGGACCGACCAAGGAGAAAGCGGGACAAACCCAAAGUAAGGAGAUCCCGAUUGCGCGAAGUGCGAGCGAUUUCAGUUACUCUGCGGGAAGGUACGCAGGUAAUGGGUGGAGGGUCAUUGGGGAUGCUGGUGCAUUCAUUGACCCAUUCUUCUCCUCGGGUGUCCAUCUUGCAUGUACCGGCGCCCUUGCUGCCGCUGCCUCCAUCGCUGCCUCCUUGAGGGGUGAUUGCUCGGAACGUGAGGCAGCGGAAUGGUGCCAUCGUCGGAUUGCUAUAAGCUACACCAGGUUCCUUGUCGUUGUCUUGAGUGCAUACAAACAGAUUCGCGCUCAGAGUUCGAACGUGCUCGCCGAUAUUGGCCAUAGGAACUUCGAUAGGGCGUUUGCGUUCUUGAGACCAGUAAUCCAGGGAGGAGCAGAAAUGGGUGCCAAACUUUCUGAAGACGAAGUUCAACGCGCACUUGACUUCUGCGUCAACCUAUUCAGCCCUACGACUCCUGAACAACACGCAGCGGUGCAUGAGAAACUGAAGUCUCUUCGUUCGACACCAGAAGACUCCGUUCAAACUCCUGCGACUCCUCCGCAUGCUACCCAUCGUCCUGUUCGCCCUCCUCCUUUACGUUCACUCUCUACUGCGAUCUCCCAAAGCCGCCGACGGUCUAUUCAAAUCGUGACUUCAGUUUCGGGUGAUGGGAUACGUGAGGAAGAUGAGGAUCUUUCAGCAGAAAGGCUCUUGGAUGUUCGUGCGCCGAUCAUUAGCCCCCAAAGUCUGACGAAGUUCUUGCGGACGACAUUCCGCGCUAGGUCUAAUACCAUGCCUGCACCUUCGUUGCCGCCCUUGUCCUCCCCUCUUCCGUCUCCCGUUGCUACGUCCUUUGAUCCGGGCGUGUACUCUAAGCCAGCCUCGGGAGUGAGGAAGAGUAGGCAGAGGAGUGGGACUGUCUCGACGACGACAAGCAGGACGACAACUACCACGCCUUCCCUAUCGCUCUCUUCUUCGAUUUCGGGGACCACUACAUCGUCAUUGACAUCUUCGGGCCCACCUUCUCCUCUCGGUAUUAUUCCCUCAGAUCUGAAUUUGGAUUCAGACGAUGAGGUGUAUCACUCUUCUCGGGAGACUCCAACAUCUGAUGAUGGCGAGUCGAAAGGGGAAGAAGAUAGCGAGGUGAAGAUGGUUUUGGACAAGGUGAAUGCACGAAGGGUGAUACAUGCCGAGCAUGGGGAAGGUUUGAAUAGUCUUGAGCAAGAGGCUGUUGCUGGGUUUGUGGUGAGACUUGUGAGGGGAAACUUGGGCUUGACUCGUGCUCAAGUUUAGAGUUGGUAUUAUGUGGAGUCAGUGCAGGAGGUGAAGAAUUUUUUUGUGGGGAAGAAGCUGUCAUCGAAGUGGUUUUGGUAUGGUGCACGUGAGGUUCUGAAACUGAGUUGCUCGUACUAGGUUAUAUGCAUUUGUAUGUUGUCUGCAGCUAGUUCUCGUUUCUCAGAUUUCCAAAGCAUCGAAGGUUGUGUGUAUUGUUAUUUGUAAAUAUUGUCUUUAGAUGACAUUGCCUGUAUUUACGCCUCUGUAUCUGAAUUUUAUUGUCACGCGUUGAUCACAAUGUUCACAUCCGGCCCAGUUGUAUGUAACAGUCCACAUGAUUAUU